This is a messenger RNA of Tupaia belangeri chinensis (Chinese tree shrew), 2956 nucleotides long. It is a transcript of the gene PPP2R2D, whose product is annotated as protein phosphatase 2 regulatory subunit Bdelta. Lineage: Eukaryota; Metazoa; Chordata; Mammalia; Scandentia; Tupaiidae. Gene Ontology annotation, molecular function: protein binding; protein phosphatase regulator activity. Gene Ontology annotation, cellular component: protein phosphatase type 2A complex. The record is from RefSeq and is a predicted model, not a curated record.
GAGCCGGAGGCUGCCCGGCGAGCGGCAACGACUUCCAGUGGUGCUUCUCGCAGGUCAAGGGGGCCAUCGAUGAGGACGUGGCCGAAGGUUCCUCCAACUACUUUAUGGAGAUUGGACUCAGAAGGGCAGAAGAGGAAGUGAGAAGAACAGCUGACAUCAUUUCAACCGUUGAAUUUAAUUACUCUGGAGAUCUUCUUGCAACAGGAGACAAGGGCGGCAGAGUUGUUAUUUUUCAGCGGGAGCAAGAGAAUAAAAGCCGCCCUCAUUCUAGGGGAGAAUAUAAUGUUUACAGUACCUUUCAAAGUCAUGAACCAGAAUUUGACUAUUUGAAAAGUUUAGAAAUUGAGGAAAAAAUUAAUAAAAUUAGGUGGUUACCGCAACAGAAUGCUGCUCAUUUUCUGCUCUCUACAAAUGAUAAAACUAUAAAAUUAUGGAAAAUAAGUGAACGGGAUAAGAGAGCAGAAGGUUAUAACUUGAAAGAUGAAGAUGGACGACUUCGAGAUCCAUUUAGAAUUACAGCACUACGGGUCCCAAUAUUGAAGCCUAUGGACCUUAUGGUAGAAGCAAGUCCACGACGAAUCUUUGCAAAUGCUCACACAUAUCAUAUAAAUUCCAUUUCAGUAAAUAGUGAUCAUGAAACAUAUCUUUCUGCAGAUGACCUGAGAAUUAAUCUGUGGCAUUUAGAAAUCACAGAUAGAAGUUUUAACAUCGUAGAUAUUAAGCCUGCUAACAUGGAGGAGCUGACAGAAGUCAUUACCGCAGCAGAGUUCCACCCACACCAGUGUAACGUGUUUGUCUACAGUAGCAGUAAAGGGACCAUCCGACUAUGUGAUAUGCGUUCCUCAGCCCUGUGUGACAGACACUCAAAGUUUUUUGAAGAACCUGAGGAUCCUAGCAGUAGGUCCUUCUUCUCAGAAAUAAUUUCAUCGAUAUCCGAUGUCAAGUUCAGUCAUAGUGGUCGGUACAUGAUGACUAGAGACUACCUGUCGGUGAAGGUAUGGGACCUCAACAUGGAGAGCAGGCCUGUUGAGACUCACCAGGUCCAUGAGUACCUACGGAGCAAACUUUGUUCUCUAUAUGAAAAUGACUGCAUCUUUGACAAGUUCGAGUGCUGCUGGAACGGUUCAGAUAGUGCUAUUAUGACUGGGUCCUAUAACAACUUCUUUAGAAUGUUUGAUAGAAAUACACGCAGGGAUGUUACACUGGAAGCUUCAAGAGAGAACAGCAAACCCCGAGCCAGCUUAAAGCCUCGGAAAGUAUGUACAGGUGGUAAGAGAAAGAAAGACGAGAUUAGUGUGGACAGUCUGGACUUCAAUAAGAAGAUCCUUCACACAGCCUGGCAUCCCAUGGAGAAUAUUAUUGCUGUAGCUGCCACCAAUAACUUGUAUAUAUUCCAGGACAAAAUCAACUAAAGAAGUUAACUUGAGGACCAAGUCUUGUCUUGCAUAGUGAAGCUGGUUGUUUUUCUGUCAGAGAAAAGGCAUUAUUGUCCUCUCCAUUAAGAACAGUGAUGCACUUACUACAUCCCUUCAUAGACACAGAGAGAAGGACCUCAGCUGGAGUCCUGGUGUGGUUCUGCCUUCAGCGAGGUGAGAGAUGGGUGCUGCUGCUCAAGUGAAAAACCCACUCGAAGCAGAAUUGGUGGACAUUGCUCAAUAAAGGCCAUUAUUCAAAUGUAUUUAUUUAAGUCUGAGCCUGCCUUUCCAGUUUAUAGACCAAAACAUUAACAUCUAGGAGAAAAGUCAGAUCUCUAACUCUUUUUCCCUCUUUCUUACCAUCAUUCUUGGGCCUUCCCAUGAACAUGGUAUGGCGACUGUCCAUGUCUUCUCUAGCCUUGAUCUCAGUUCAGGUGGGCUGAUGUGUGGAUAUGGCCCGAGCAGGCUCAGGCAGCUUUACUCACCCACUGUAUCUACCAUCACACCUUCUGGUGUAACCACUUAAUAAAAACAAUACACUAUAAAAAGUGUUUUUAAAUCCAAACAUAAGUAUCGUCUUUUUAUUUGUUUUAAUUGCAUAUAAUGAAUUUAUGCAGAAUUACUCUUUGAAACAAUUUGAAAAACUUUUGUCCUCCUUUGGCAGAAUUGAAUGAAUGUGUGCUCUAAACAUAUCUAUCCCCAAACUGCCAUGACUUUUUGUUUUUGUUUCUGUAAAAAUGGUUCAUCUGAUAUACCAGGUAAGGUCUGGGAAAAGCCAUAAAUGAGGCCACCUAUGAAAAAGAAAACUGCAAGGAAGAAUAACAAAAUUGCUGCUAUAAAUUUAACCUGUUCAAAGUAGGCCUCAACUGCAGUACAGUUGAAAAUGUAUGUGCUUUCUUUUAAAGCCUUUUUAAGAAGUACUUUGGGGAAGGGAAUACACUUUUUAAAUAUUGCUAAAAUGAUAUGCAUGCUAAAUUUCAUAAUGCAUUUCAAAUCAGCAAAAUUAAAUACUUUAGUAUAUGAUGCCACUAGCCCUUGGUGGUUUAUUUUAAAAGAUCUAUGAUACAAGAAAUCAAGAUUUCCUGAGACAAAAAAAUACAGAGGUGUACCAACGAUAAGUGAUUAGAAAUUAUUUUCUUGGGAUUUAACAUGUGAGCCUGACCCUGGUGUGGGGGUGGAGAGUGGAAGGCUCACCUGCCAUUGUUGAAAUUAAGGUGUAUUUUGAUUACUAAUGAUGCAAAUAUGCAAGAACAGAUGUCUUUCAUUGCCCUCAAUUAAUGUUAACAGGAUGCCACUUAGUUCACGUUAAGUUCAAAAUUGAGAAUCCAAAAGUACCCUUAUUUUAAUUUAAAAACAAUUAUACACUGUAUAUUGGUUGUUACACAAUUUACAAAGUCUAAGGUGUGGAACAGAGUUGUUUAAGCAUUAGUCAACCCUGGUCCUUAAGAAAAAAAACAAAACAGUUUUAGUAAAAUGGGAUUGUAUAUAUUUGUUCAAUAUUUUGACCCAAAAGUUUAAUAAAUUUUAAAUGUUUAACUGGA